AUGGUCCAUUCGAGGAAACCAGAAACGCCCGCCCUUGGUCUCGCCCUGAGGACGGUGAUAGUACUGUCCUCACUCCACGCCGACAGUGUCAGGAAUGAGGAUGUGGCCGGCGAUGGCAAUAUCACAUCAACGGCCCCAGGAUCACAAACGCUUCAACUGUAUGGGUUGAAGCCUGAUCCCGGAUUUUGGACGGUCUUCGGACCGGUGCACGGGCCAACUGACCGUGGGAUGACCGGCCAGACCGUCCUCGGACCCCUCCACGAAUACGUGGCACGCCGGUAA
Molecule: messenger RNA, 282 nt
Organism: Pseudogymnoascus destructans
Lineage: Eukaryota; Fungi; Ascomycota; Leotiomycetes; Thelebolales; Thelebolaceae
Exons: 3
Coding region: 1-282 (93 amino acids)
Source: RefSeq, a predicted model, not a curated record